UCGUGAUUUGGUCGCCUCCGCGAGCAUGGCGGCUUUCUCAUCCAUCAAGGUCAUACGCGAGGCGAGCGUUUACUCUCUCUACGUCUUGUUCGCUCUGCUAGCAGCCUACCUACUCAACCAGCUCGACCGCUACACUCUAGCAAUUGUUGCAAAGCCGCUCGCUCAACAUCUCAAGUUUGGCGACAAGGCGUGCAUGGCGAACGAGUCGAAUUCGUUCUAUGCGAACCACUCGGAUCGAUUUAAGGACGAGUGCAAGGGUCUAUUCGAUUCGAAGUCGUCGGGAAAUGAUAGUGACUUGUGGAAACGCAAUCACACGACCUACUUGUAUCCGUUGAAGUCUCUAAAUGGAUCGUCUUUUAUGAAAGAGAAGUUGUGUUACGGAUACGUUUCUAAUUUUUCGACGAAUGUGAGUGGCGUUGAGGUGUACAAUACAACUGAGCCGUGUAAGUGGGACUAUGAUGGCAAGGGCAUUUUGUAUCAGGUUGUUGCCGGUCCAAUUUUUACGCUUGUCUACACGAUUGCCGGCAUACCUCUUGGAUUGGCAGCGGACAGGUGGAACAGAGUUCGGAUUCUUUCCAUGUGCCUUAUGCUGUGGAGUGCGUGUACACUCGUCUCUGGCUUUGCCACUGCCUAUUGGAACCUUGCUCUCUUACGAAUGGGUGUUGCAAUUGGUGAGGCCGGGUGUACACCCAUGGCGUCGAGUAUUAUCUCCGACUAUUUCGUGGAGUCGCUCCGUGCGAGUGCAUUGGGGAUCUACAACUGGGGCAUCUACACUGGCUACAGCAUGUCGUUCGCUCUUGGAAAUUCUGUGCAGACGCAUCUGAAUUGGCGUUGGGCAUUCAUAAUCUCUGGCAUACCCGGACUGGUGCUCGGGGUGAUCAUAUGGCUCACGGUGAAGGAACCGAAACGAGGCGCCAGCGACCAGGCACAGAAUUCAGUGAAGAAUGCGACAAAGGCCGUCACAUUGCCUCUCUCUGAGAAAAUUCGAGAUCUCUUUAAGUUGUUCUUUAUGAGCCCGUCCUUGCUGUUGCUUUGUAUUGCCGGUGGUGUUCGAAACGGCGGUGGCUACGUCUGGGCAUACAACACGGAGACGUUUUUCGAGAACGUCAAAGAUCAAUCACCAAGUCAAAUCAAUCAUUUUAUGUCGUGGAUUCCUCUUGUGGCCGGUUCGUUGGGCGUCGUCGUCGGAGGCUUCAUAUCCGAUCGACUCGUCUUCGGACGCAGUGCGUACGUUCGCAUCUGGGUGCUUGUCGUGAGUCAACUAUUGGCGGCACCGUUUGCCGCGGGUGCACUAUUUCUCUCGCCUCCGUUGUGUUACCUCAGUCUUAUACCGUCGAAUGUUAUCGGUGAGAUGUGGGUCAGUGUGACUAUGACCGUCGUGCUGGAGCUCGUGCCUGUGUACUUGCGGACGUCGUCAGUCGCCGUCUAUUUCUUCAUCAUUACGAACAUCGGCGGCAACGUCAAUCCUCUCGUUUCAGUCAUCAAGUCGAGAUUUGGUGGGACACAUGAUGCGUACAAGUUGGCGCUCCUCCUGAUGUAUCCGGGACUGUACGUGCUCGGCGGUCUGCUCUUUCUGUUGACGCUGUUUGUGUUGAAGUGGGAUCUUAAACGAAAGGCAAGGAUGGAAAGCGAGAAGGUAGCAUUGUUGGAUGGUACCGAUGAGUCGAACAGUGAAGACGAAUACGAUCAGGCCGGGACUAUUCAGGCCGAGAGCGAGGAGGAGUAAAGACGGCGGUUGAUUUUAGUUACAUAUUUUUAUGCAUUAUUUGUAUGUCGAAUUAGCUGGUUUGUGACGGCGAAAUAGUUUGUUAAAAUACGAAUGUGUUAAUCAAUUUUUUAACUUUUAUAUCUGUUUUUGCAUGUUUAAUGUUUUUGAAAUAUUUCAUAUUUUAUUUGAAUGAUUUCAUCUGGA
Molecule: messenger RNA, 1912 nt
Organism: Corticium candelabrum
Lineage: Eukaryota; Metazoa; Porifera; Homoscleromorpha; Homosclerophorida; Plakinidae
Product: MFS-type efflux pump MSMEG_3705-like
Exons: 4
Coding region: 26-1726 (566 amino acids)
Biological process (GO): transmembrane transport
Cellular component (GO): membrane
Molecular function (GO): transmembrane transporter activity
Source: RefSeq, a predicted model, not a curated record